This is a messenger RNA of Oncorhynchus tshawytscha (Chinook salmon), 869 nucleotides long. RefSeq names its product hemagglutinin/amebocyte aggregation factor. The record is from RefSeq and is a predicted model, not a curated record. Bases 292 to 819 code for a protein of 175 amino acids. The transcript has 6 exons. Lineage: Eukaryota; Metazoa; Chordata; Actinopteri; Salmoniformes; Salmonidae.
AACUAGGCAAGUUCGUUAAAGAACAAAUUCGUAUUUACAAUGACGGGGACGGGGGUUCGGAUUAAACAUAAAAAUAUGGGACAAGCACACGUCACGACCAGAGAGACAACACGAUAUUACAAAAUGAGAGACCAAAGACAACAUAGAAUGGUAGCAACACAACUACGUGGGAGCAGCACAACAUGGUAGAAACAUUAUUGGGCACCGACAACAGCAAAGGGCAAGAAGGUAGAGACAACAAUACACCACGGAAAGCAGCCACAACUGUCAAUCACACUCCUCAGAGAAGCCAUGAACGGACCCAAUUUCUAUAUUCUGCUUCUUGCUGGAGUCUUGGUCAAAGGGCGAGAACUCCGAUGGGAAAAACUAUUUGACCAGCCCUUACAGUUUAACUGCCCUUCAAGACAAUCCAUCUCCCACGUAAAAAGUCAACAUGUCAACUACUAUGAAGACCGUGUGUGGGACUUUGAGUGCAAAGACACAUUUGUCUCAGAGCCUGAGUGCCUCUGGUCUCCUUACGUAAAUGACUUUGAUCAAGAAUUCAGCUUCAAAUGCCCCCAAAACUAUGUCCUAACUGGGGUGAACAGCUAUCAUUCCAACUACUAUGAGGACAGAAGGUGGAAGUUCUACUGCUGUCGAGUCAACAGCUACCGUAACCAGGACUGUCAGUGGACCCCCUACAUCAACUACUUUGAUGAGGUCAUCUCUUGGCAAGUCCCAGGCCUGAACUACCUAGUUGGGGCCGGAAGCUACCAUUCAAAUUAUUAUGAAGACCGUCGUUGGAGAUACCAGUACUGCACACGGAAGUCAAACUGCUGAUUAUUGAAUUCUUGACCCAAAUGACGAAUAAAGAUUGCCUACUAACAUUC